Molecule: messenger RNA, 5313 nt
Organism: Arabidopsis arenosa
Lineage: Eukaryota; Viridiplantae; Streptophyta; Magnoliopsida; Brassicales; Brassicaceae
Source: the annotation of a GenBank genome assembly
GUAAGAAAGAAGAAAUUAUCUUUGUGAUCAAAAGUACGCAAAAUCGGAGAAAUGGUGAAUACAGAGGCAGCGACGGUGACCAACAAGCAGAUCAUAUUCCGAGACUAUGUGAGUGGAUUCCCAAGAGAAUCUGAUCUUAACAUAACCACAACUACCAUCGAUCUAAGGCUUCCCGAGGGAUCCACGUCAGUGCUGGUGAAGAAUCUUUACUUGUCUUGCGAUCCUUACAUGCGCAUUUGCAUGGGAAAACCUGAUCCCUUGUCUUCUUCCCUCGUUCCACCGUACAAGACUGGCGUGCCAAUCAUUGGGCUUGGAGUGUCUAAAGUGAUAGAUUCAGGGCAUCCAGAUUACAAAAAGGGAGACUUACUUUGGGGACUAGUUGGAUGGGAGGAGUAUAGUGUUAUUACUUUAACUCAUUACUCACAUUUCAAAAUCCAACACACCGAUGUUCCAUUAUCUUACUACACUGGACUUCUUGGUAUGCCUGGUAUGACCGCUUAUGCUGGAUUUUACGAAAUUUGUUCACCUAAAAAAGGAGAGACUGUCUUCGUGUCAGCUGCAUCUGGCGCUGUUGGUCAGCUCGUGGGACAAUUUGCAAAGUUGAUGGGUUGUUAUGUCGUUGGUAGUGCCGGCAGUAAAGAAAAGGUUGAUCUUCUCAAGACAAAGUUCGGGUUUGAUGAUGCGUUCAAUUACAAGGAAGAGAAGGACUUUAGUGCUGCCCUAAGGAGGUAUUUUCCGGAAGGGAUCGACAUAUAUUUUGAGAACGUUGGAGGCAAAAUGUUAGAUGCCGUACUCAUAAACAUGAGGUUGCAUGGUCGUGUCGCAGUAUGUGGAAUGAUCUCACAGUAUAAUUUAGAGGAUCCAGAAGGUGUACACAACCUACCGACCAUCCUUUACAAGAGGAUACAACUUCAAGGGUUUGGGGUUUGUGAUUUCUACGACAAAUAUUCAAAGUUUUUGGAUUUUGUGCUUCCUUACAUUAGAGAAGGGAAGAUAACAUACGUUGAGGACAUAGCGGAAGGAUUCGAGAGUGGGCCUUCAGCUCUGCUAGGUCUCUUUGAAGGUAAAAACGUCGGGAAACAACUCUUUGUGGUUGCUCUUUCAAUGGCGAGUCCAAGAGUCGUAUCUGAAGAUAGAAAGUCUGACGACCUAGAAAUCGUCUCCGUCGGAGCUCUCUAUACCGGCUCAUGGGACAAGAAGUACUGGAGUUCAUCUAGGGGCAAAGAUCGUUUCCCUUAUCCUGUAGGCUACAAAGCUGUUCGAGCUCACAAUGGAAACACAUAUUACAUGGAGAUUGAAGAAGGUGCCAAAGGACCUUUAUUUCUGAUUAGAUAUUUGGAUGAAUCCUGGACGGGGCAGACCCCGGAUAUUGCAUGGGGAAAGUUCCAGAAGACGGGCUUCUCCCACUUAAAAAUAUGGCAUGGAAAACGAUUUACAUGUAAGAUGGGCGGCAUGGAGUUUUUUGGCUUCAAAAACCCGUUGGUUCAGAGGUUGCUCCGGGAACUUGUGACCAAUUCCCAUGGAAUAGUAGAAUCUAGCCCCAGCAGUAGGGCCUCUCAAAUCCGGGUCAAUGAUGAAAGGCCAGUCAUGUGUGCAAAUCCAAAUUUAUUAUGUUAUCUGGACAUGCCAGUGGCUAGAAAGAAGAGAAGUAGAAAAUCUGGAAUAACAUACCAGAAUUCAGUAGUGAAAAGUGGCCAUAAAAAGCCAAGAUUCCAAGACUCAUUAUCUGGUGGCGAGAUUUUAAAUUCAGCACCAGUGUCAACUAGUUCAGUAAAUGGAGAAGUGGAGCCAGUUGGCCAGCAAGUUGCACUACCAGAGCAGUUGCAUUCUAGUCAUGCUACGAACGAAUAUUCAUCUCAACCAUCAGAAAAGCCACCACAAGUGAAAGUUGUCAUCCCUAUUCAAGAAACAAACCGACUUCCUGACAGCUGUAAAUCAAAGCCAUUAUCCAAAUUUUCUGAAGAGCUUCAUGGGUUGCAAGAAAAGGAAAACAAACCCAACGAUGAUGAUUUUCUUAAUGAGAGCCCAAAUAUGACUGGUUCCAGUUUUUGUGCACCUGAUACCUUGGAUUUCCUGCAAGAUAACACCAUAAGUUCUGCUCCAAAAAUAGAUGAUGAUACAAGUUGCAUGAAAAAGGAAGAAUUGAUACUUGCUAACAUGGUAGUUGGUGAAGGGAUUUUAGCUGAACCAAAUGCAGAGGAUUUUGCUGACUCUACUUUGAAUCUGACUUCUAAAAAUAGUGAUUCUGAUUCAGUUGAUCAGGAAACUACCAAAUCAAUGAUGUCAUUACUACUUCCUCAAGCAAUUCCACUGCUCAAGAAGGCCUCAAGCAAGAAGCCCCCAAGAAAUGAUAUGUCAGACAACUGCAAAACAAGCCAACUUAAUGAUGCGUCAGGAAAUGCUGUCUCACUGGCGAUAAGAGAAUCUAGUGGAGAUGAUGAGAAUAUGCAAGUUGUUGCUCCAGAUUCCGAUCAGGAUUUUGCAAGUAAUGUAUCCAUUGCCCCUGACAGUUUUGAUGAGUCUCACUUGGUUGGUCCUGGGAGUGGUCAUAUCAUCUCUUCUUCCAAGGAAGUCUAUCCAGCAGUCCUUCCUAAAAUGCCCAUAGCCGAGGAACAUGUUGCAAUGGUAAAUGAUCUAUCAGUUUCUGCUUUGGAGACUAUUGAGAUCAUAAACCCAUCUUCACAUGAUGCUAGUACUAUUAUGGAAGAGAAUAAUCAAGAAGAAUAUGUGAAGAAGUCCAUGUCAAUACCACACUGCACCAGUUCAGCUAACAUGAUUUUAUCCCAAGAAUCUAAGGAACUCUGUGCAGCAGAAGGAAACUUGUUGCAAAAAAAACACCACUCUGAAAACAAGGAACCAAAGAGCACAUUUUGUUCUACUGAAGGUAAUGGUUUUCUGGUCAACACAACCCCUACUGAAGCUUGUUCAAUUAAAAAGGAAAAACAUAAGGUGUAUAGCAGAAAAAGAGUCUCGACCAAUCAACAUCGAAGAAACAGAAAUUCAUCCUCUGAAAGUAAAAACAGUUGCAGAAAUACUGGAGAAGAUGAUCCCAUAAGGAAUAUGUCUCCUAUUAAUUCCCCACGUAUCUUGGAGCUUCAGCCGACCUUGUCUACCAACUCUGUAUCAGAUAGAACGAAUCCUCUGGGCGAUGGAAGCAGUCAUGUAACAGAACAAUACCAGGGUCCUGAGUUGGUGAACGUGAAUAACAACACAUUCACCAAUGUAAAAAGCAAUGAGGCAUGUGUGGUACCACAAGAUAUGAGGUCAGCUCAUGCUUUUGGAAAUGCAAGUAUAUCAUCAUCCUCAUUUCCAGCUUCAAAAUUUGAGGAUUGUCAAGCCAAUAUUGGUGAGGCAUUGGGCAUCCAAGUCUCUGAACCACCUUCUACACAGUCUCCGUAUAAGGAAAAUACUAGCGAGAAAAGCACGUCUGUGCAGGAAUUUCCAGCUAGUUCAAAUUUAAAGCUCAACAGAGAUGUAAAGAUCAACAAUGAGAUGGAAAAAACUGUUGAGCUGCUUGGCUGCUACUUUCAUCCCAUGCCUGUUUCGUCAGUAUUACUCAAGUCUGUUGGGAAUGAAAUCUAUAUUUGCGUGUUGAGCUUUGCUACAGAAGAUAGAGUUAGAACCCUAUUUAUGUACAAGAUGUCAGCUAAAACACCAAGCAAAGGAUUUCCCUCUGUCAUUGGUCACACUCCUGCCAUACUCCCCAUUGUGGAUGACAAAUCUGGUGGAAAUAGAACACUCGAGAUAUCUAAUUUGCACUUCACUCCAGACGGGUUGCAUCUUAUUUUAACUGGCAACAUCAAAACACCUUAUUGCAGGAAGAGGGAAACUGAUUGCUCGUGUUUGACUUGUACAUCGGCCUGUUUUGAGGAGAAUGCAGUGAGGAUUGUCCAGGUGAAAACUGGUCAUGUUUCUCUUGUGACAAAACUUCAAGCAGAUGACAGUGUGCAGUGCGUGGUGGUGUGCGAUCCUAACAAUCUCAUUGCAGCUGUUAAAAGUGGAAACCUUAUUGUCUGGGCCAUGAACUCGCAUUGGAGUGGUCUUACCGAAGAAUUUGUUAUACUCGCAAAUCCUUGCAUAUCAUCAUGCAUCAUGGAACUGAAGAAGAUCCCAAAAUGUCCUCAUCUCGUUAUCGGGCAUAAUGGUAUUGGAGAAUUUACAAUAUGGGAUAUCUCAAAGCGAAGCCUAGUAUCAAGAUUUUUAUCUCCCAGCAGUUUGAUCUUUGAGUUCAUUCCAACCAGCUUGUUUGCAUGGCACCCUGUACAUAGUCAUUCUACAAUCGAGGAUCACGUUGACAUGAUUUUAGCUGCAACAAAACUAUGGUUCUCAAAAGGGACGAACAACAAAACAUUGGUUCCAGCUGAAGUCAAAGACACUGCUAUUUGGCUUUUAGUCUCUACUGAUCUUGAAUCAGAUGCUAAAUGUGACCGUGUAGAAAGUCCAGCUAGAUGUUGGAGACUGGCUCUCCUUGUGAAAAACCAACUCAUAUUGGGAAAUCAGUUGGAUCCGAGGGUUGAUGUUGCGGGUACAAUAUCUGGUCAUGGAGUAGCAGGCACACUUGAUGGACUUGUAUAUAUGUGGGACUUGUCCACUGGCGCUAAACUCGGCUCUCUCCAUGAUUUCAAAGUCUUCACUUCUCAUCUUUGCGUGGUCGACCAAACCAAAACCUCCCAAAAAAGAGAAGAAUUAAAAGACCAUUCGCUCGCUACUCUGUUACAGAAGAAGAUGCCGACUCUCACAAAGCUUUAUUCAAUGGAAGAAGUCGCAACUCACAACAAGCAAGAUGACUGCUGGGUCGUCAUCGACGGCAAGGUCUAUGACGUAACCUCGUAUAUGGAUGAGCAUCCUGGAGGAGAUGAUGUGCUUCUUGCUGUCACCGGCAAAGAUGCAACGGAUGAUUUUGAAGACGCAGGGCAUAGUAAAGAUGCUAGGGAACUCAUGGAGAAGUAUUUUAUUGGCGAGCUAGACGAAUCUUCUUUACCGGAAAUACCUGAGCUUAAGAUCUACAAGAAGGAGCAGCCAACAGACUCUGUUCAGAAGCUUGUUGACUUGACAAAGCAGUAUUGGGUUGUUCCUGUUUCCAUCAUCACCAUCUCUGUAGCGGUUAGUGUCUUGUUCUCUCGCAAGAGAUAAUAAGUAGUAGUCUCUCUCUUUCUUGCCUUGAGAUGCUCUGAAAUAUUGAAUUACUGGGGAAUCAACUUCACACCCCCAUUAUAGAUUUUUGAAUAACAGAUAUGAUAGAGAUCAUUGUUAUUUUUCAAUUUCAUCAGAUUUUGAGUUGAGAUCAUGUUUCAAUACAAACAUUAAUGAUAU